This is a messenger RNA of Habropoda laboriosa, 5586 nucleotides long. RefSeq lists its product as uncharacterized. Bases 1 to 5586 code for a protein of 1861 amino acids. The record is from RefSeq and is a predicted model, not a curated record. Gene Ontology annotation, molecular function: heparin binding. NCBI's taxonomy places the organism in Eukaryota, Metazoa, Arthropoda, Insecta, Hymenoptera, Apidae. Gene Ontology annotation, cellular component: cell surface. The transcript is spliced from 16 exons.
AUGUUCUCUUCAACUGGUUGCUCCAUAAUUUCACUAUUUCUCUUGUUUUACGUGAAUAUUGUAAACUCUUCGUUUAUCGAAAAUGUCUCCGAAAAUCUGCACCAAUUCCUGGAUAUCGAUUCAUCGAGAGUUCGAAGAGAUACCGAGAUGGAGUCAAUUUGGAUGGAGUAUAAAUUCAACACUGGAGCUGGAAACAGAGAAGAGCUCGUCGUAACAGACAUUUCUGUACAGGAAUUGGCAAAUGUGCCAAGUACGAGAACGAAUUGGCUGUUUCUCGAAGUAAACGAAUCUGCUUACCUCUUUAACACAGAAGAGUCGAGUUUCUUCUUCUAUAAACUGGAUUUAACUAUCGGUUUGGCUACUCAUUCCGCAAACUUGAUCGUAGAAGGCACUAUAUUGACAUUUAACGUAAUCAGCCUGCAGCUAGAAAUCGAUCUGGUGGUUGUUUUGUGCGUGGAAUCAACUAGUGGAACCACGUUGAAAUGGUACAGACUGGUGGAUGGAAAUUCCUUCGAGUUCUUUUGGUCGUGGCAAGUGCAGAAACGUUUGAAGGACAUGAAAUUCAUCCGACAGGAACAACUGAAUAAAUUACUGCUACUGAACGACGAUAAAGAGCAUUUUGGGAUGCAAUAUUCGUCUAUCGACGUUUACGGAUUCAACAUCGACUUUUCAACUACAAGUUUCGACUUUUGGUUCUUUGAAAGGAUUCUCGGGCCAAAAGCGUUCGGUAUCCAACUCUGCCCCGUUUACGAAAGCCUUUCCCUUGCUCUUCAAGGCGAGAACGAUGUAUUCCUAUACGAAUAUAGAAACACUACUGGAGGAAGAAUUUUUCACGAGUUACAAACCAUAAAGUCGAACGAUUUGAAAAAUUUCGCCUGCUUUGAAAGUGGAUACCUUCAGUUUCUAGCGAUAUCCGGACCGGAAGCUGGUCUCUUUUACUUGGUAGAUGGUGAAUUUUUGUUCAACGCAGAAUCUGAAGCCAGCUUUGAUGUAUCAGAAAUUUCUUGGGUGCAAGAUGUAAAAUUGGACACGUACAGAGACGAAUCUCUGUUGUUGAUUCAAUUGAAAAAUUCCACUGUGAUUGCUCUAGCUUGGCAAGGUCUGAGUUUCAAAAAAAUAGAGUUACCCAAUAAGAUUCUCGAUCAAUUCGAUCUUUCUAUGGUCACACCUAUUCCAAAAUUUGGGUUUAUCUCGGGUGGCAAGUUUGUGAAAUUUCAUACGAAAUUGGAGGACGUGCAGCAUCCAGUUCAGUAUACAACAGAGAGAUUGCUAGGCUUGCAAAGUUUAUUGAACGACACGUUGUACCAUCAGGAGAAAAUUAUAGACGAAACAAAAGCACGAUACGAAAAGAGUUACUUAAAAAAUUCUAUAAUCACCGGUUUUUGGAACCUGAGUACAGUGAAUGUAACGAGCGCAGACAUAGCUGAUAACGUGAUUUAUCAUUCAGUCACCAUAGGUGCAAGUAAUUUAACGAGAGAAGAAUUAGAAUUCGAUGUGAACGAUUUCUCGGAUAGACUGAAAAUUUUAGAACAGAAGCUCGAUGAAAUUAACUCGAACUUGGAGAACGCUAUGGAUUCUAACUCACGUGUGUUACAUUUCGAUUCAGGCGUGGAAAUUUUCGGAAAUAUCAACGUCACUGGAACUUUGAACGUUGAAAACUUAAGUGCACAAUACAUCAAUGACAUAAAUUUAACGAACAACUCCGAGUCUUCUAACGAUCGCAAUUUCAUCGAAGAUGAGAAAUCAUUCGAUUCGAUAGAAUCAGAAAAUUUGACAAUUCAUUCGGUGAACGGUGUACCCAUUGAAAAUAUUCGUUUCAGCGAUUUUACGGUGGAUUACAGUAACACAGAUUUCUCGAAAAUAAAUCGAGCUCACAUAGAAGGACACCUUUCCUUUGAGACGAUCAACGGUAUUAAUUGGGAAGCGCUAAUGAAGAACAUCGUGUGGAAAGACAGGCCAAUGUUCAUUCCAGGGAACACUACCAUCGAAGGGACACUGACUGCAGAUGUAUCCGACUUGUACGUGUUAAACGAUCUUCCGUACCCCGAAGACUACGUUUUAACGGAUAGCGAAGAUCCUGUGAUUAUAACUGGUUCAAAAUCGUUUAACACAUUGCUAACGCCACGUCUGGAAAACGUGACCACCCUAAACGGGAUAGAUUUCGAGGAUUUUGUCAUUUUGAACAAGGACAAUGUCCUGAAAGAAGAGACCACUUUUGAGAAUUUGACAAUCGAGAGAAAGUUUCAGGUAGACGGUGAGAUAUCUGGAUUAACCGAGAAGCUGAGUCGAUUGUUGAACGAAACUUCCGAAAUUUCUUCAGACGUCACCUUCUUGAAUUUGAACGUUUUGGGAAAUGUUACGUUCGAUACAGCGUUCAUGAACAGGCGUCUGUUGAAUUUAGGAGAUCUACUGUUGAAAACGGAAGAAAACGUGGAAAUUACCGGAACUAAGACGUUUUUGGGGAACGUUGGAAUGUUGUCCAAUGUUACGAUCACGUCUGGCUUGGUCAAUGGACACUUUCUGGACGAAUUCGUGACUCGGGACACCGAUCAAGAAUUUCCAAAUUUAACGAAAAUAUCGUCGAACGUCACUUUCGGGAACGUGACAUUUGGAGCGGUAGAAAAGCUAGAAGCUUUCUUGAACGAACAAAAAUAUCUGACCGAUUGUUUGGACAAAAUUAUCGUGUUCAAGUCACCGAUUAUAGUGGACGAAUUGUCUUUCGAUAAAUUGAACAACGACAUAUCGUACGAGCACUUCAAUCAGAAGCUAAACGAAACGUUUCAGAAUGUCACCUUUGAGAAUUUAAUCGCAGAAACUUUGCUGGCCGAAGAAAUUGUCCCUAAGACUGUAAACAACGUUGAUUUUUCUAAUUUCACCAAAGAUUUGCCACAUUCGAACAUUAUUGACGAAUACAGAGUCGAUCAUUUGGAGACUGAUCGAUUGAACGUGUCGUUCAUAAACGGAAUGUCUCUGGACGAGAUUAACGAGUUGAUAGACAGAGAAAAAUCGAUAUUGGAGAGUAUCUUAAAUGGAAAUAUUACUUUAGAAUCUCUUCAAGUGAGAGGAAAGAUCGAGACAAAAUUAAUCAACGGAGAACUCUUCGCAGAUUUGUACGAGGACCAAAUAGACACUGUGAUCUUCAAAGAAGACGUGUCCAUAAAGAAUCUGACUGUUUUAGGGCUAAUGAAUGGCUUCAAUUUUUCAAAACGUGUCUCUGAUACAGUAUUAAAAACCGAUAAAAACAUAGUAAUCAACGGGCACAAAAUAUUCAACAACAUAUCCUGCCAGCAACUUGAAAUAAGAUUUUUGAACGGCCGUCCUGUAGAAAAUAUUCUAAAUCCUUCGAGAAGACAAGUUUUAUCAGGUCCUGUGGUCGUAAAUGGUUCGGUGACAAUUUUGAAAGAGUUCAACGCAACCGGAAAUAUCGGUAACGUAUCGUUCCAAGGUUUAAUGGACAGAUUCAAGCCCUUAGAGAACAAUACGUUCGAGUUGCAUGGAAGUAUUCGUUUCCCUAACAACGUGACUAUCGAAAAUCUCUACUUGAAUGGUUCCAUUCAAGGAAGAAACAUGGACGAGUUUCUUAACGCUGUGGUUCUCAAGAAGGAGGACGAUCUCACGAUAUCUGGCACGAAAGUGUUCGAAGGCUCUAUUACUUUUAAGGACGCAUUUGUAGUGCGCGAGAGGUUGAACGACAUAGACCUGAAGAAGUUCGACGAGAAGGCUGUCUUUAUCGACAAACCAUUCUCCGUCGAGUCGAAAAUUGUCUUCAAAGAUGAUAUUAAAGUGGAGAAGGAUCUUGCAGUUAAAACGAGCCUUGAAGCUAAAUCCAUCAUGGGAAUCGAUAUAGAAGAGAUGAAACUUAACGUGCUGCAUCUGGACAGACCUACUUAUAUCGACGAAACUAUCACGUUUACCGAUGUGAAUUUCGAAUCGGACAUUCGAGUGGAGAAGUUCAACGAUUUGGAUAUGAAUUUGUUAAUACCGUUGAAUAAGGAACAGGCUAUGCCUGUGAAGGUUCUGAAAUGCCUUAAUAUUACCGUAGAUAAGCUUACAAUAUUGGAAACUGUUAAUAACCAAGAUUUAACAGAAAUCCAAGAGAACACUUUUAUGACGAUUGGAAGUCAGAAUAUAACAGGAAAUUUCAAUUUUCCUGGUCACGUCCAUAUUCGUCGCGAUUUCAAUCCGCGUCUCAUCAAUGGCAUCGAUCCAACAAGGUUUAUCCCUUUGAAUUCAAAGAGUUCCAUAAGUGGAAAUUUCGUAUUCGAAAGUCCAAUGUAUUUCAACCAAAGCUUGCGAGUAUUAGGCUAUCUGAAUGGCAUAAAUCCCACUCGAUGGGAAGCUGUGGCUGUUACCGCGAAUAAUUCGCUUCAACAGAUCAUCUCUGGUAGGUGGACAGUGUUUGGAAACGUUUAUUUCGAAAGAGGAGCUUCUGGAAGCGAUAUAGUAAAUGGUAUCAAUGUCACCGAAAUUUCGAACACCUUGGCUAAGAGGCAUUUAGAGAUGGACGCUGUUUUGAUGGAGAAAAAUGCAAAUUUGAACAGCAUAUGCGACGAUUUAAGUCACCUGAAGCAUUUCGCAGAGAAGCAAAUUUAUCAGUUCGCUGCAUUCGACUAUUUACAAAUCAUCGAGUUGGAUAGCGGCAUCGUUAGCGUCCAUUACUUCGAAUUAGACGACUUGGACUAUUUCAUGUUGAGUUACAACACUUGUCAAAUGCACACAUACUUAUUCACUGGAACGAAAUUCGAGUUGGUAGCUAAUGUGCCUGAUUUUGGGGUGGUCGAACGAUGGACCACCUUUAAACACGAUCAAAUCUUGUAUUUUCUCACUUCGGGAGCGAGCUCGUGUGGAAGAGGUCCUGUUAAUUUGUGGAAAUUGAAGAACGACGAAUUUCAGCAUGUCUUAGACCUUGAUCGCAGUAUAGACAGCAGAAAGAUAAACAAGGACAUCUUUUUGACGUUAAUCGGUUUGAAAGGGCAGAUGAGAUCUUCUGCAAGGAUGGACGAAGAAUUGGAAAAAUCACUUUCGUCUCUGGAAGGUGAAGACGACGUGAAAAUUGUCUUGGAAGAUGAUCAGAUGCUGUUAACGAGUAGAAGUAACGUGUACGAGUAUAAUACUGAUCGUUCUAAUGGUACUAGUCUUGGAAAAUAUACCAGAAGUCCAGAAAUUCUGCAUUUCAAAGCUGGAUUACUCGAGAAGGAAAUGUUCUUGUAUUACGACGAAGAAUUCAGCAAGGAUCGUAUAUUUAUUUGCAACCGUAACGCAAAACGGAAGCAAAUUCUGCAGACUUUGAAGGUUCACAGGCCAACGUCGUUUACGAUACUCAACUUCGAGGGGUCGAUUGAAACUUUGCUCGUUUUUGUUGAAAAUAAGAAGAAACUUCGUAUUUACGAGUAUAAAGGUAUCCAAGGGUUCGUGUAUAGGGACAGCAUAAGAAUGAACGUGGAUAAAUUGUUCGCUUUCAAAUUUCGGAAAUAUACUAAUUUCGCGAAACGACACCUCCUCGCCCUAAUUCACGAGAACAGGUUAACAAUCCUGGAGGCAAAAAUGUACGGAGAAAAAGUAGAUAUGGCAGCGUUAACGUGUUGA